Molecule: messenger RNA, 810 nt
Organism: Bactrocera dorsalis (oriental fruit fly)
Lineage: Eukaryota; Metazoa; Arthropoda; Insecta; Diptera; Tephritidae
Product: outer dense fiber protein 3
Cellular component (GO): cytoskeleton
Source: RefSeq, a predicted model, not a curated record
AACAUGAACCUCGACUCUCAAGGCUAUUCUAGAGAAUACCUUCCGCGACGACUUCAAUGCUUGCAAGUCGCGAUGGCAGCGCUGCAUUGACGAAAAAUGAGACAAGUUUGAAAGUUUUUUCCUGAUUAUAAUUAAAACGAAUUGCCCGAGAACCUGCCGUGACAAACAAAAUUCCAAUGCAUCAAAGUCACCUUUUGUAUGAGUCUUAUUUCUACACAUUUCAAUUAUUUUGUUUAACAACAAAUAGCAAGCAGAUACACACACACCUGCACAUAGUUCUUCUGCAAAUAUUGCAUAAAUAAUAGAUCUCAAUACGGGCAAAAUGGUCACUGUGAGGAAAGCAGCAAAAACGACAAAGAUACGAGGACCCUGUGAACCAGUAAAUAAGAAACGACUGUUGACCAUGGGCACCGACAUCGAACAAAGACCUUGGACACCGACUGUACGCCGCGGUAAAAUAGCCGCGGAGACUUCUAGUCCGGGACCAGCGUGUGUGCAACUACCAACAUUAGUCGGCAAGAAAGUACCUGACUCGAAGAAACCAGGUGCACCAGCGUUUACUUUUGGACAGAAACAUCGCAGCAAUUUCGAUUCAAUUGGACCGGGGCCAGCGCAAUACGAUGUCACCGGCUUGGGUAUGAAAGGAAAAGCCACUCCUCCAGCAGCGAGCUUACGCAGUCGUCCCAAGGAUAAAACACUCUUCAGGACACCCGCACCUGGCGAGUACGAUGUGGAUCGAGCUGCAAAGGCCGUCAUUGACGCCACGCCGAAGUAUUCUUUCGGACAAAAGCCACCAAAUGAGAAGCCAAA